AUGGUGGUGGAGGAUGAGGAUGAUGAUGGUGGUGGAAGGGAGCCUUUAGAUCCUGGACCUGUUGCCCCUGACCCUGGUGGGACUUCAGAAGCUACAGCCCCAAAACGUUCCUAUGCUAGGGUGUUAGGAGUUUCAUCAUGGCCUGCUAUCGAUUCCUUUCCUGAACUGAUUCAGGCUGGAAACAUUUGCACAAUAAUAAUUCCCCAGCAAGAUUAUGAAGCCAAGAGACACAAUUUUCAUUUUUCUCUCAUAGGACAGGUCAAUUUUUUCCUUAUUUCUCUCGAUGCUUUGAGGAUGGAGGCUAAAGAAAAAAGGAAUCUCAGUCAGGGUGUGGUCAUGCAUCCACUGGGUAAGGGCUUUGUGAUCUUCCAAUUUCACUGUGAAGGUGACAAAGCCGAGGUAUGGAGAAGAAGUCCUCUCAAGAUUGGUGGACAAUUAAUUCGAUUUCAGCAUUGGAAGCCUGACUUCAACAUUCAUGAGAAGCAGAUUUUCACAAAGAUUGUCUGGAUUCGUUUCCCAGACCUCCCUCUCGAGUAUUGGCACGAGAAUGUUCUCUUGUCAAUCGUGAAAGCGGUCAGACGACCUGUGGCAUUGGAUCGAAGGACCAGGCAAGGGAUAAUGGGGUAUUUAGCUAGGGUCCUUGUCGAAAUUGAUAUUUUUGAAUCUGUUGUGAGAAUUGACGAAGUCUAA
Molecule: messenger RNA, 690 nt
Organism: Macadamia integrifolia
Lineage: Eukaryota; Viridiplantae; Streptophyta; Magnoliopsida; Proteales; Proteaceae
Exons: 1
Coding region: 1-690 (229 amino acids)
Source: RefSeq, a predicted model, not a curated record